AGGAGGAAAAAGCACCGCCUCGUCCCGCUUAAGGAGCAGCCUCCGUUCGGGGCCAUUCGGCGGGGCCGCCCGGCCGGGCCGCCCGAGCGGGCGUUACCGUUCAGCGCCGGUAACGCCCGAGGGCGAGGAGGGCGGACCCCGGCGCUGGAGUCGCCUUCGCUUGUUUUGAAUUCUUCGCUUCGUUUUGAAUUCUUCUGUCGUAUUUAGAUAGACUUGUUCGCGAGAUGGUAACAUAAGUGAGGACGAAGGGAGUCCGUAGCUUAAUUAACAAGGCGAUGCUUUUGGCGAGGUUAACAGUAUCUAAGGCAUUAGGUAUUCAGGUGUAAACGAGGUCAAGUUUAAAUUGGUUUGGUAAUGUUUUGGUGCGGUACAGGAAUAGCCGUUUUCUCAGCGAUCGUGUUUUUUAAUUGAAAAGAUGGGCCCUGGUACUCUUCCCUAAAACCGAGCAAGCAAAGAUGUGUGAUCGUGUUGGCGCAGUGUAAAAGGAUUGCUGUUCUGGUCAAAAUCAGGUGGUGUGGCUGAUGCUGUGGCCAAGGCCUUGUGCUCACACACUGCAAAAGGCACCCGUACAAACGUAUGCUUUUGUUACUCUCCCAUCAUGGAUUUGAAGUCCUGAGAUGUGCAGAUCUCCUCGGUGAAGGACUGCAGGUGACUAUUGGCCGAGGAUUAGAUAUCACGUACCAGCUGGUGUCAAAAACCUGUCCCUUGAUGAUCUCUCGUAAGCACUGUGUCUUCCAGCAGAAUGCAGAAGGGCAGUGGACUGUCAAGGAUAACAAGAGUCUAAAUGGAGUUUGGCUUAAUAAACAGCGCCUGGAUCCAUCAAAAGUCUAUCCUAUUGCUGAAGGAGACCGUAUUGAGUUGGGAGUGCCUUUGGAAAACAAAGAGACUGCUGAAUAUGAGUAUGAAGUAAUUAAAGAUGAGUGGGAGAAAAUUAGACCCUUUUUAGCCCAAAGAAGUGACCUGGGGAAAGCUAAGAGUUCAAGACCUAAACGUAAAUUUAGUUUGGAGGAAUUGGAGACAUGUGAAUCAGAAGGCCCUUCAAACUCCAGAUGCAAAAGAGACAGAAUGUCCUGUGGCAAUGAACCUUUAGAAAAAUCAUGGGGACAGGCAGAAGAGGCCAGACGGCUCACAGAGAAGAUGGAUGUCAAGCUGCCUUCUCCUGGACCCAGUGAGGGGGAUAGUGGUCCAGUGCAUGGUAGCCCUGUUCACUCCAAGAAAGCUGUGACUGUCCCCCAGAAGGACCAGAAAGGCUCCGGUCUUGUAGAGUCAUGGACUGGCUUGAAAAAGCUGAGGAAAUCUCUAGAAGAUACAAUGAAAUUAAAGGUCAAAGUGCAGGAGAAGCAGACUGCCGUUCUAAAUGUCAAGCAGAAGCACAGGAAGUGUGAUCAGAAGGAGAUCCUAGUAAUGGAGCAGGAGCUGCAGGAGUUGCAGAACCAACUCUGCAUGGAACAAGAGCAUCAGCAGCAGCAGGUGGAAGAGCUGGAGAGGACAUUCUGUAAAGAGCAGCAGAAGCUAGAGGGAGAAAAGUGUCAACAAGGGGAAGAGAAUCUGAAGGAGCAGCUGGCCCAGGUCCUGCAAGAGCAUCGUGCUUUGAUGGAAGAACUGAAUCGUAAUAAAAAAGAUUUUGAGGAGAUAAUUCGAGCCAAGAAUAAGGAACUGGAAGAAACAAAGGAGGAGAAGGAAAAGGUGAGAGCCCAAAAAGAAGAGGUGUUGAAUCAGAUGAAUGAUGUGUUGGAGAAUGAGUUGCAGUGCACAAUCUGUUCUGAGCACUUUAUCGAGGCGGUCACUCUGAACUGUGCACACAGCUUCUGCUCCUACUGCAUCAAUGAGUGGACAAAACGUAAAGUGGAGUGCCCUAUCUGCAGGCAGGAGAUCAAAUCAAAGACACGCUCUCUGGUGCUGGAUAACUGCAUUAACAGGAUGGUAGAAAAACUGGAUGUGGAAAUGAAAGAGCAUCGCCUGAGCCUUAUCAGAGAGCGGAAAGAGAAACAGAAUGCGAUGGUGAAGCCAGCCACAGCCAGUGACAAUGGUGUCCCUUCUACCACUUACUCCAUCUUGUCAACGAGCAGUUGUGACAGUGAGGACUCUGAGGAGGAUUCUUCCUAUAGUGAAAGCUACUAUGUUAUCUGAACACUGUUACUGCAGACUCAUUGCCCCGUGCUAUCUAGAACCAACCUAAUGGUGUUUGGUUGACUGCUGCUGGAGGAGUGGACUGGGCACCUGGAAGGACCUGUGAAGAGGCUGGAGCUAUAAACUAGCAGCAUUUGGAAGAAGGAUCUUGUUUUCUAAAUGAAUGCACAGAAGCUUGAUCUCUAAAACAAAAUUUGGUUUAUGAGAGAACAGACUGCCAUUAUGCUGGCUGAUUGACUUACAAACCCUAAACUUCCACGUUAGCUUGUGACCUGCUCAGUGUAAUGAAAGAGUUUGUAUUGCAUCAUUGCCCUUUCCUUAAUGAAUUACAUGUUUACAUCAGCAUCCCUUAUUUCAGGCAGCAGAGGGAAUGUCCCAAGCAUUUUGAGAACUUGGCCAUCCCCACCAGCAGGCCGUAGAUAGGUAUAGCAGGAAAAAGUGCCAGUGUGGGUUUUCCUCUUGAAUUUCAUAUGGCAACUAGAGUCAUCCCUGGCCUUUGGCUUUGCAGGUGAUAAAGGGUGGGAUAUGGACACUGUUGGCUGCAAGUGCAUUGUAAGCUAGCUGCUGGCCAUCGGCUUGCUCUGUUUAUGUAGCCCAUUUUCCAUUAGAUAGGGAUAGAGGAGAUGAAAUCUUCCAGAAGUCUUUAGCUAGUGUUCUUUUCAUUUAGUGUCUUUGGUUUGUUCCCUCUUCGAGCUUUCGCAUAAAGGGUUUUAGAACUGUGAAGCAGCACAUCCAGAAAUUUUUAGCAGUGACUUUAAAAACAUUAUCAGCAGCAAGAGAGGAACCUCUGCAUCUUCAGGUGUGCUGCUCUCCAAAUUAAUGAAACGUCCUGUUGGCAGGGUAGGAAAGCAGCAUCUGUAGACAACCACAAGAUACAGAAUGAAGCACUUCUUUUUAUUGUUUACAAGACAUAACUGUUGAGCUGUGGGUUGUACUACCCUCAUGCCAAAUCACUUGUUCAAGAGAUUGAUCAAGUCUUGCCUCAUCCUAUCAUGUAUUUGUCUAUUGAGUUCCAUUUUCUAGUGACUUAUGCUUUUGACUUAGCUUUUACAUGGAACGGACUCUUACACUGUGAGAACAGGAUGGGGAAGCCCUUCUCAUCUGUAAUAUUUCUUUGGCUCUUUGUAUAUACCGUUUUGUUUCUAUGUUUGUUUAAGAACAAAAAUAUAAAUCCAUUUCUGCAUUAUUCUUCUUUGGUGCAGCCACUGA
This is a messenger RNA of Serinus canaria (Common canary), 3339 nucleotides long. RefSeq names its product ring finger protein 8 (gene RNF8). The transcript has 8 exons. Gene Ontology annotation, molecular function: histone binding; ubiquitin protein ligase activity. NCBI's taxonomy places the organism in Eukaryota, Metazoa, Chordata, Aves, Passeriformes, Fringillidae. The record is from RefSeq and is a predicted model, not a curated record. The coding region runs from base 577 to 2130 and encodes 517 amino acids. Gene Ontology annotation, biological process: ubiquitin-dependent protein catabolic process; protein K48-linked ubiquitination; double-strand break repair. Gene Ontology annotation, cellular component: cytosol; nucleus; site of double-strand break.